AUGCCAGUCAUACCACAGAACAUGGAGGACAAUCCAGCCCUCACCGCGCCCAAACGCAGCCAACCACUCUUCUCCCCAGGCACAGGCGACGGCCAAGCGCUCGUCAUCUUCGUGCUCGGCGGUCCAGGCGCAGGAAAAGGAACACAAUGCUCCAAUCUGGUGCGGGACUACGCAUUCAAGCACCUCUCCGCCGGCGAUCUGCUCCGAGAAGAGCAAGACCGACCCGGCAGCGAGUUCGGCGACAUGAUCAAGACCUACAUCAAAGAGGGCCAAAUCGUGCCCAUGGAAGUCACAAUCCAGCUCCUCGAGAACGCCAUGAAUGCCGCAAUAAAAGAGAACGGCAACCGCAAGUUCCUCGUCGAUGGCUUUCCCCGUAAGAUGGACCAGGCGGAGAAAUUCGAGGAGGUGGUGGUGAAGAGCAAGUUUACCCUGUUCUUCGAUUGCCCCGAGGAGACGAUGCGUGAGAGGUUGCUCAACCGCGGCAAGACUAGUGGGCGCGCCGAUGAUAAUGAGGAGUCCAUCAAGAAGCGAUUCAAGACGUUCGUCGAGCAGAGUAUGCCGGUGGUGCAGCACUUUGAGAAGGAGGGCAGAGUGGUCAAGGUCGAUGCGAGACCGGAGCCAGCGGCGGUCUAUGAAGAUGUGCAGAAGCAGUUUGAAGCGAGAGGCGUGCAUAAGAGUAGCCAGUGA
This is a messenger RNA of Fulvia fulva, 687 nucleotides long. RefSeq names its product Uridylate kinase. Gene Ontology annotation, molecular function: ATP binding; UMP kinase activity. The record is from RefSeq and is a predicted model, not a curated record. NCBI's taxonomy places the organism in Eukaryota, Fungi, Ascomycota, Dothideomycetes, Mycosphaerellales, Mycosphaerellaceae. Gene Ontology annotation, biological process: 'de novo' pyrimidine nucleobase biosynthetic process; UDP biosynthetic process; CDP biosynthetic process. Bases 1 to 687 code for a protein of 228 amino acids. The transcript has a single exon. Gene Ontology annotation, cellular component: cytoplasm; nucleus.